This is a messenger RNA of Monosiga brevicollis MX1, 1989 nucleotides long. RefSeq lists its product as uncharacterized. The coding region runs from base 1 to 1971 and encodes 656 amino acids. The transcript is spliced from 10 exons. Lineage: Eukaryota; Choanoflagellata; Craspedida; Salpingoecidae. The record is from RefSeq and is a predicted model, not a curated record.
AUGGUAGACCCGGUUCCGGCAGCGCUGGCGACGCUGCGGCAUGCCUUGACACAAGAUGAAACGGCUCUGCUCGAAGCGCUCAGGCACACACGCGACCUGAUCGUGGGCCAUAAACAACGCCAGGCUCGGCUUCUGGUCGCUUUCGCCGCAGACAGGGAAGCUGCCGGCCUCGUCCCCAUCGGCCAGCUCAAGUCUGUGGCUCGCCUGUUGGCCGUGGACGCCCUGGCCCAUGCCCCCGCCCAAAACAUGCUUGAGACGAUGCAUGCCAGAUGUACAGAACUGCUGGCCAGUGAUUUACGUCUUCCCCACGUUCGCCAAUCCUGCGAGACUCUCCUGCUGCUCGCCCGCGGCUCUGACUUGCACAACGAGCCCGUCCAGGAGCUCUGCCAUCACGUCAUCACCAGCCUCAGCCCCCGCCUCGUGCAGCUUUCCCAUGCUGAAAUUGCUCUCUUGGACCUUGCACUCAAUGCUUUGCCCACUCCCGAAAGCCAUGGCGUUCUGCCCCUGACCUCAGAAGACCUCAUGCAGAUGAUCAUGGCCUCAGUACACCCCGACCUGACUCUCACACUCUGCCACCUAUGUGUCAGCCAUGCACAACAUCUGCCACCUCAGGGAUCCCCACCGCCCAUCACAGCCCUCCACAUUGCGCCCCGACCACACCAACGGCCAGGAUCGGCUUCCCUCGAAGUGGAGCUCAUCGAGUCAAUCGCCCGUGGCCUCUGCCAGGCUUUUGACCGGUGUUCGACCGAUGCCUCCGCCCCACCCAUGAUCCGGGAUAAGCGGUGGUCCUCCGAUAUACACACUCGCUCUUCGUCCAAUUUGAGUGGCAGUGUGCAUGCACUUCGCCCCGAGCCCCUGACCACGCUCGUCGAGGCUGACAUUUGUCUCAGGCCAGGAGACGUUCAGGCCAUUUUGCAGUCUUGUCAAAUGGUGCUCGAACAGGGUCUUUUGCCCUCGGCGGAUCUAACCCGAAUCAUCCUCAAGCUUCAGCCCAAGGUCUCAGCACCUCCGUCACUGGCGCUUGCGUGGCUAAACGCCAUGUCCCGGACCUGUCGAUACCUGGUCAUAGUGCGGACGCGGCUGGCCAAUUCAACCGUGCCGGUGCACGUCCUCGCCCUGCUUGAGGAGCAUGCCGAGGAUCCUCUCAUCGUGAUUGCCGCGCUCCGUGUGGUGGCAAACAUGGCGGGACAUCCUUCGUGUCUCAAGAGUGUGCUCAUUGGACAUCGCCUAUUAGACCUUGUCAUGCCCUAUGUCACGAGCACACGGCUUGUUGAGCGGGAGCUCUGCCUCAGUGUAUUUGCUAACCUUUUUCACGAGUGUACGGACCGCAAUCUGGACACUGCUGUGGCCUACUUGGCCACGCGUGUUCUUCGCGACAUGCACGACCGCGUGGACAGCCACACCUUGCUAAUCGAGCAACCUGCGUCAGUGAAGCAGCAGUAUCUUCGAUUUUUGACCAAUGUCAUUUGCUCCGUCUGGCGCGAAGGGGUGCCUUUGCUAGAUGAUUGCAUCGCAAGCCUGGGCCCGAACUUCUUGACCGAUCUGCUCACGAUUGUCAAGACAGAUACAAACCCCAUUGUACUGCGUCCCGCACUGAAAUAUCUGGCUCAAGCCUACCAGGGAAGUCAUCAAGCCCAACACGAAAUCGCACAAAACGGCCGGAGCGUGUUGGACACACUCAAACGCUGCCUAUUGCUACCAGAUACUGGUUUGCAACUUGCCAGCUUGCACCUCAUUGAAACACUGACUGGACUCGUUGAUUACAGCUAUGGUGAAGUCAAGCAAGAGAGCCUCCAAUCCAUGGCCCAACACAUCCGCGACGCCGAUCUGAGUGCAGCCCUUCGCCAAUACCAGGACGCCUGCACCCACAUAGAGUGCCGCGAUCGCUGUCGUGAUCUGCUCCAACGCCAAAAUGCCCUCCACCAAAGCACCUUCACCAGCAUGGAUGUCGAGUCGGAGUGGACAGAGUAAUCGAAUCCACGAUUGCCG